AUGAUAACAAAGAAAGCUGCGAAGCGUAUUUACUCUGUGAGACUUCUGAAAAGGGCGGGCAUUGCAGAUACGGACUUGGUCACUUUCUACUCAACGUGCGUAAGAACAGUAUUGGAGUAUGCUUGCCCUGCAUGGUUUUACAGUACUACUGAAUACCUUAGAGAACAAAUUGAAUCCAUCCAACGCAGGAUCAUGCGAAUAAUUUUCCCUGAUACUAGUUACCAAGAAGCCUUAGAUCUUGCUGGCAUCCCUCGGCUAUGUGUGAGAUUGGAAGACCUGUGUGACAUGUUUUUCUCCAACAUCAUGAAGGAAAACCAUAAACUACAUGACCUUUUACCACCUACUUACCAAACUCAUUAUAAUACCAGGUCCCAGGCCUCUGGAAUACAGUUCCAGUUGCCAACAUAUGAAACUAAUAGAUCUCGAAACAAUUUUAUUGUCAAAUCUGCUGUGAAAUGGAACAAUACGAUUAGGAAGAACAUAGGGAAUUAUAGCCCUACAUAUUUUUAA
Molecule: messenger RNA, 510 nt
Organism: Paramuricea clavata
Lineage: Eukaryota; Metazoa; Cnidaria; Anthozoa; Malacalcyonacea; Plexauridae
Source: the annotation of a GenBank genome assembly